AUGGGCAGUAAAUUAUCUGGUUUAGGCAGUGCAGUGUACGAUUCAAAAAGAAAACAAUUUCUUGGCCGCGAUGGAGCUGGAUGGGGCAAAUUAGGUGUUUUUUAUUUCUUUUUCUACAUUGGUUUGGCCGGUUUUUUCUGUGCAAUGUUAGCGAUAUUCAUGGCUUUUACACCACGUGAUCAUCCACGAUAUACUACGGAUGAAUCGCGUAUGGAAACUCGAUCAAAUCCACUUGCACCUGGUCUCGGCUUUCGACCUCAACCAGAUGUAGAUAAAAAUUUAAUCUUUUUGGAUAAAACUUCAGACAACGAGGGUAAAAGUCCAUAUGCUGAAAGUCUCGAUCAAUAUCUUCAAAUUUAUUAUUGGAAACAAGGAGAACGUAAAGCAACAAAUGAGGAUGGAGAGGAAGAAGGAGAUUCAUCAGCAGUUCAAGAAUUCAACAUUGCAAAUCCAGGUGGUUGCGUAUCAGGUAAUGAUUAUGGUUAUAAAAAUGGAAAACCAUGUGUACUUGUUAAAAUGAAUAAAAUUGUUGGUUUUGAACCCUUACCUGGUUAUGCACCAGGGGAGAAAGGAAAUAGCACAUGUGGACCUAAACCAAGCGAUAUUGCAGUACACUGCCAAGGAGAAUAUCCCGCUGAUGUUGAUAAUAUGGGACCUAUAAAUUAUAUGUCUGAAAAAGGUCAAGAUCGAAAAUGUGGAUCACUUAAUACUAAAUGGUUUCCAUAUCACGGAAAAUCUGAUCGUAAAAAUGUUUAUCAAGCACCAUACAUUUGGGUUCAAUUCGAACAACCAAAACCGAAUGUAUUAAUUAAUGUUAUAUGCCGUGUUUAUGGUCAAAAUAUUCAUUAUGAUAAGAAAACAGGCCGAGCUUUAACACGUUUUCAAAUUUAUGUUAAAGAUUUACCACAAAAAAAGCAACGCGGUACUAAUUCACGUACUAAUGCUGGAGAAAAUUAA
Molecule: messenger RNA, 957 nt
Organism: Adineta steineri
Lineage: Eukaryota; Metazoa; Rotifera; Eurotatoria; Adinetida; Adinetidae
Source: the annotation of a GenBank genome assembly